Messenger RNA from Xylona heveae TC161, 1548 nucleotides. RefSeq names its product sphingoid long chain base kinase-like protein. The record is from RefSeq and is a predicted model, not a curated record. Gene Ontology annotation, biological process: sphingosine biosynthetic process. Gene Ontology annotation, cellular component: membrane; intracellular membrane-bounded organelle; cytoplasm. Bases 1 to 1548 code for a protein of 515 amino acids. The transcript is spliced from 3 exons. Lineage: Eukaryota; Fungi; Ascomycota; Xylonomycetes; Xylonales; Xylonaceae.
AUGACCGCUUCAAAUCAAUUAGAAGGAGAUCCCUUCAGCGACGUACACGCUGACUCUACUGGGGCAGAGGACUUGCGAGUUUUCACAGCGGAGUCAACUUUAACAUUGGACGCGAAUGCCUCGCUGACAUUAGGCUCAGAUGCGCUAAUUAUUUUCGAUGAGGGGUUUGUGAAGAGAGAAGCACGAAACUGCUGCGGCAUCCUACCAAAUGGUGCUAAAGCCACUCGUACCAUUCCCCUUUUCAACAUCCUCUGGGCUGACCUUGCUGGUAACGAAAUCGCCGUACAUUAUGCACAAAGACUCUCAAAGAACGAGAUUCGAGCAGCGAGCUAUAGACAUAGUAUUCAGAAAAUAGAGCCGCAAAAGGCGGCGGCAUGGGUGUCAAGACUUCUUGACUAUGCAUAUGGAAAAGCCCAGCAAAGGAAGCGUAUAAAAGUUUUAGUAAACCCAUUCGGUGGCCAAGGUAAAGCACGAACGUUGUUCUCUCAAGAGAUCAAACCGAUUUUCGCUGCUGCCCGAUGCGAAUUGGACGUGCAAGAGACCGAAUAUCAAGGCCACGCAGUGACCAUUACGGAGGCUCUCGACAUCAACAAGUACGAUGUAAUUGCCUGUUGUUCAGGUGAUGGCCUUCCGCAUGAGGUUUUCAACGGGCUGGGAAAGAGAGCAGAUGCACGAAGAGCACUUGCAAGGUUAGCCGUGGUUCAACUUCCCUGCGGUUCAGGCAAUGCCAUGAGUUGGAACCUGGCUGGUACGGAUAGCGCAAGCUUGUGUGCAUUGUCCGUCAUUAAGGGAGUCAAAACACCAUUAGACCUCGUAUCAAUCACUCAAGGAGGCCGGCGGACACUUUCGUUUCUGUCUCAGUCCGUUGGCGUUGUUGCUGAGUGUGAUUUGGGGACAGAGAAUCUUCGGUGGAUGGGCAGUGCGCGAUUUACAUGGGGCUUCCUGGUUAGGCUUCUUGGUCAAACAGUGUAUCCAUGUGACCUUGCUGUCGCAGUCGAACUGGAUGAUAAGGCGUCGAUUAGAGAGCGGUAUUGUGCGGAGCUCGGCAAUCGGGCCCCAAUCAGCACAAAACGAGGGCCUUUUACCGGACAGGGCGAUAACAAGGGUAUCGGAGAUGGACUGCCUACGUUAAAGUAUGGGACUGUCAAUGACAAACUCCCAGAGGGCUGGUCGAUGGUGCCGUACGACAAAAUGGGCAACUUCUAUGCUGGUAACAUGGCAUAUAUGGCAGCCGACGCAAAUUUCUUCCCUGCUACCCUACCUAAUGACGGCUGCCUUGAUCUUAUUUGUAUUGAUGGCGAUAUCGGCCGUAUGUCUGCGCUCAAAACAUUGCUAGCAGUUGAAGGAGGGACCUUUUUUGACAUGCCACAUGUCAAAUAUCAAAAGAUUUCGGGUUAUAGAAUAUCGCCGAAAGAUCAGGAAGAUGGUUAUAUCAGCAUUGAUGGUGAGCGUGUGCCUUUUGAGCCUUUUCAAGCUGAGGUGCACCGGGGACUAGGCACUGUGUUAUCAAAAUCUGGGAACUUAUACGAGGCACCUGGCGUUGCUUGA